Molecule: messenger RNA, 5184 nt
Organism: Mesocricetus auratus (golden hamster)
Lineage: Eukaryota; Metazoa; Chordata; Mammalia; Rodentia; Cricetidae
Gene: Ccdc9b
Product: coiled-coil domain containing 9B
Exons: 11
Coding region: 574-2025 (483 amino acids)
Source: RefSeq, a predicted model, not a curated record
UUCUAGAGGAUGGGAGGGGGCUGAACUACUAAGCAGCCACAUUCUAGAGACAGCUGGUGACAGCUGGGCCCGGGAGGAAGAAGGCCAUGCUGAGGCAGGUGGUGGGCUGGGCAAGUCACCGGGCAAAAACACAGACCCUGCAGCCAGACAAGAAGGACCUCAGAUCUUGAUGCAGAGAUGUAGUUUGCCUAGAGUAGCUCCUGACCUGCUGCUCCCCUGCCCAUCAGCCAGCGGCUCAGACCUGGAGGCUUGGCUGAGCCUGUGGGAGGAGCUCUCUCCUACAGACUGGGCACAGGCCUAGGGUGUGGGUUCCAGUGCCUGGGAGGCCAGAACUAAGCUGAGGCCUGUGUUUUGUGUGUGUGUGGUUCUAGAUUUGGGAAGCAAAGAGUCCCUCCCGCCUCGACCUCCUGAAUCCCCUGGCAGCUUCCCAGUCAUGGCGGGUUCGGCUGCCAGAGCCAUUUUUAACUCCCAUUCCAGGCUGUGCUCACAGUAGAACUCCCUGGAGAGCCAGGGGGAGGGGCAGCCCGCUGCUGAGAGCAAAGGCCCUGGGUGCCUCACAGAGCUGAGUCCACAAUGCGCAGACAUGAGGAAAAGGAUGCCGAGUUGGACCGUAGGAUAGUUGCCCUGCGCAAGAAGAACCAGGCCUUACUGCGCAGGUACCAGGAGAUCGAGGAAGAUCGUCGCCAGGCAGAGCAGGGGGGCAUGGCUGUGACCACAGCAGGGCUCUUCCAACCCAACUGUCUCACAGUCACCAUCAGCCAGGUUCCUGGUGAGAAGAGGGUGGUCAGCAGAAGCUGGGCCAGGGUGCCCUCUCCACACGGGACAGAUGGUGACGGUGCUGCAGACUCGACGGGCACUUUCUGCAUGGGGGACAGGGUGGAACUAGCUGUGACCAUGGAAAACAAAGCCAGGGCCAAACGGAUCGUAAGUGAAAAACCCACCACCCAAGCAAGGAGCCCAAGGGCAAAGGGGACAUCUGGAGGAGACCGGGGCCAGAGUUUGCCCCUGCAGAUGACUUCCAGCACAGAUUCAGCAGGGAAGAAGGGUGUUCUGGACUCCCCGGGUCCAGGCGCAGCCCCAGGCCCACCUCCCCAGCAGUCCCUGGGACUACCUCCAGACGCCAGCUGGGACUACAGGCAGUGGAAACAGGAGAGAGAGCAGAUUGACUUGGCCCGCCUUGCCCGGCACAGAAAUGCACAGGGUGACUGGAGCCGCCUGUGGGACCUGGACAAAGCCAAGUCCAUGCCACAGGACUGCAACAAGCAGAGAGACAGGGACUCGACCACAGGCAGAAAGGGUCCUAGGACCCCCCAGAAGCUACAACCCCCACCGCUAUCCAUGGAUGGGAAAUGUCGGGGUGGACAAUCUGGAAGACCCUCGGUGGCAUCCACCGUAUGCAGCAAAGCCCAGGGGAAGGAGAGGCUGACUGGCAGGGCCCGGAGGUAUGACAUGAAAGAAGAUGAGACGCUGCAGAGCCAGGAGGGAAGCCAGAGCACCACGAAGACUUCCAGGGCAGAGCGGGAGUGUGUACAGAAGCAGAGUGAAAUGGAACCAGGCAGACAGGAGACCAAGCCUGCAACCAGUCCGGCUCCGGCCUCCCCAGAGGGGCUAAAAGGGGAGUCAGGAACCUCUACAGCCAGUGUAGCCCUAGACUUCCCACAAAAUUCUGACUUGACUCCCCUUGACCUCUCUUUAGGAGGAACUAGCAGUCCCAAGCCUGAAAAAAGCACCUGUGGACUCAGUCCAAAGUGUGGGGCUCCGCAAAUUUCAGUACCAUGGCCAGAUGGCUCUGAGCAGCAGGCCCUAGCAUGGAAUGACCACCAGUCUGGGCCGGAAGGCCACACUUGCAGUGAGUCACAGAGAGAAGCAGAGGCCUCGAAGCCCAAAGAAGACAGGGCUGGUAACGUUGGGGCCCAGCAGAACCUGGCACCGAGAAGCAGGGCCCCCAGAGGGAUUGGCCAAAGGGCAAGAGGCACAAGUAGGAGAUCCAGGGCGGGAGGCCCCGGCCCUGCAGGAAGAUGCUGAGCAAAGCUCAUGGGAGUUGGGGAGUCAGGCUAAGGAGGGGAGAACUCAGUCAAGGGUCUUCUGUGUGGCAGAAGUCUGGCUGCUGGUGGCUUGUAACUUUUUGGCCCAGCAGUGUGGCAAAAUUCCACAGGGACGCCAUGCGAGGGCCUCUUACGUACGUCUCUCUACAUAAGUGGGUCUUUGACCUGCAGGCAAGGCCCCUGGUGUAUUUGCCAGGCUUGGAUCUCUUGCCCAAGGAUGGCAUCCCUGGCUUGGGCCUACUGCUAUAUAGGAUAGGCCCUUCCCACAAAACAAGAGUUGGGAGUACCCCAGAAUGUGGGUCUUCCUGCUCCUUGUCCUUCCUUAUUGCCAGGUCUCACUCCCCAGUCACAGCCUUCAGGCUCCUCAGCUCUGGGCAGUCUCAAAGCUGGUGUGGCCAGCCCAGCCCCUCUCUGAUACCCUGCAUCCAAGUGAUUCUCAGUCCUGUUCUUCCAAGAUGGCCAAAUCCAGGUUUCAACAAUUGCCUGAGGCCCAGAGAAAGUGGGCCGGGGCUCACACAGACAGGAUCAAGGUUGGAGUGGAAGAGUAGGACCCAAGGCUUCUUGGGGAAAAGGAGGCAUCCGAGGGCCUCUUCUUUGAACUGGGCUUCUCUUUUGCGUGACCAUAGGAGAAUGGGAGAGCUUACUAGCAGGUACUGAACCUGCCUCUUCUAUAUUGAGAUCAGACCUCAUGGGUGCCCUGAAUGGACCCUGCAGCCCAGGGCCAUUUCCUGACCUCUCUCUCUUCUGCAUUUCCCCUCACCAGGGCCAUGCUAGAGUAAGCGCACGACGGAGAUGGAUGACUAGCAUCCUCAGCUAAGUACGACAUCAGGGUGUGUCGUUUUCACUUGUCUCCCUCCAGGCCCCUCCCAUGAGGCCCACGUCUGGUGAAUUAUCCAGACUCUGCACAAGCUGUGGCUUCCUUUCAAUACAACAAACAUUUCCUGAGCAUCUUCUCCCAGUAAUCUAGAUAGUGGGCGAGGGUGACUCUGCCAGCAGGAGGGAGGGAAGAAACUCAGGCAUCCAACUCAAGGCUGAAUGGCAAGUGCUGUUCUCAUCUGUAGAUGCCUGGCAGCCCUGGGGAUGAUGAGGGCAGGAACCGGAAGAGAUGCACCCCACCUUUGUUCCCCCUCUUUUGAUAUGGCCUGCACCAUUGCUCCCAGGCCCUGAUCUGGACGGCACCAUGCAGCCCCCUCUUCCUCUCUACAAGGGUAGGGGUCUCACAUAACCCUCUAAAACUCUAGGGAAAGCGCACAUCAUCUCCAUCUUUACACAAGAGGCCUGAAACUUGGGUUCCUGUCUUGGCCUCCCCUCCUGGCUCUGUUUCCAUCUAUUCCCUCUGCUCAGGCAGGCGAAUCUUCAAGCAGGUCAGGUUGGUUAGAGACUUCUCACACUUUCAUGUGACUCUGCAGUGCAGGUUGAACUCAGUGGGGCUGAGGAAGGUCUGGAAGUUUGCAUUUAUAGUAUGUCUCAGGUGAGAGAUGCAUGGCUGCUCUUUUUUUUUUUUUUUUUUUUUUGGGCCUGAAGAACCCUUUGAGGAGUCGAGUUCUGGAGCGGGGCUUGCGAAGCAUUCGGGUUGGAGCCGAGUUAAGAUUCUAAGGCAAGUUACCGGCUCUGCAGGAACUAGAGGAGUGCUGCUCCUGCCUAUGGAAGAGGCUCCCUGGCUUCAGAGGCUCCUGGGAAAGAGUUGUUGGGCAGUGGGGUCAACUCUACAGUGUAUUAAAAGGAAGCUGGCCAGGGAGGGAUGUGACAGGAUGAUGCGGGUGGGAGGGUCAGUGUGGUGGGUCAGCGGAAGUGUGGAGAGGCAUAAAAACAUUCCUGUACAUGUGAGACAUGCCUGGGCCAGAGUGCAGGAUCCAAACUCAAGUUUUCAUCCUGCCUUCCAGAAGUCUCAAGUCUCAAGGUCUUUAGAGUGUGACAUAGGCCCUGGAGCGCGUGACUCCUAAAAGAUAGGACUAGAAUAGAGCAGGUCCAGUCAGAGCUGUUGAGUUCAGAUACUGCAAAGAAAUGAUUGUGAUCAAGGAUGUGAAUUCUGGGCUAGUGGUGUAGGUUGGUAGAGUUCAUUCUCAGUAUACAUGAGCCCCUUGGUUCAAUCUCUAAGAUCCUCAAGGCAGAGAGAGAGAGAGAGAGACAGAGACAGAGACACAGAGAGAGACAGAAAGAGACAGAGAAGGGACGGAGAGAAAAGAUUCACAAUUGCCUCCCACUGGAUGCCACCAACUGUACAAUGUGCUUCAUCAAAAAACAUAGAGCAAGACAUGUUUGACCAUGGGUUGAGGAUGUAAAAAUUUGGCAGAGUUCUGGCUCAGCCCUUACAAAGAGACCUAUGCAGGAGAAAGAGCUGGCAAGGAGGACUGAGAGAGCAUGAGACUUUUCUUCCUGUGCAGCCAUCAUUAAGCAGACCAUUGGGGGAUGCAGCCCUAGGGGCUGGAGAGAACGGAAGCCAACACAGGAAGCCUGCAGGGCCAGCAAUGACACCAAGCUUUUCCUGGGAAAGGGGAGCACUUCUCCCAGACAAGAGUGACACCUCCCAGCUCUCUGUCCAGGGGUGGCCAUCUUGCUCUGUUACAGAGUCAGCUAUGGAGUCACUCCUCUAGUGUCUACAAAGAGCUGGUUGGAACUCUUCCUGGUCAUUUUGUGCAAAGGUCUGACCCAGAGCUUUCCCUUUGGAAGCCCUCUUCUUUCCAAUGACCAGACAAGACAGCUCUUUAAAAGCAGCAGUCUUCAUUAAAUACAGCUCUGGGGAACCAGAUGCAGGGCUGGAAGGAGCCGAGCAAAGCAGGAGGAUCCGGUAGGGAGAGGACAAGAAUCCUACUCAGAAGCCUUGAAACAAAGAGGGCGGAAGGAAAAUGGAGACCAUACUGUAAGAAAGGUUCCAGUUUUGAUUCCAGGCACCAUAGUAGAGUAGAACACACCUUGGAGUCUGAGAGACUAAAUAUGAGCCCUGGACCUCCCAUCCACCUUGGUCAACUUUAACUUCUAAAAGCCUCAGUUUCCUUAUCUGUAAAAUGGGGCGUGCAGCUCGACUUUGAAGGGGGUUGCUGAGAAAGCCAGAGUGUGCAAAAUAUACCUGCACUCAGCAGACUCUGGGAAGGGCAGUCUGGCGCAGAGAGGAUGCUGAAUAAAUGCAUUAGAUGUUUGA